AUGUCGAAAACGGUGCAGAUAGGCUCUCCCUCGCAGUUCAGCUCACUGCUGUCCUCUUCACGCAUAGUCGUCGCAGAUUUCUAUGCGGAUUGGUGUGGACCAUGCAAAGCGAUAGCCCCGCUAUACGAACAGCUCUCCUCUCAGCUCUCGCGGCCAGACAAGAUCACAUUCACCAAGGUCAACACGGACACGCAGAAGCAGAUCGCACAGUCGUACAGCAUCACAGCGAUGCCCACCUUCGUCAUCUUCAAGAACAGCCGCGAAGUCUCAAGGAUACGCGGCGCAAACGCACAACAACUCUCCGAAGCCGUCAAGAAGCUCGCCGCCGAAGCCGAGUCAGACGGCGUAUCGUCUGGCGGAUUCGGCGAAGCAAGCUCGAGCUCAGGCGGCUCAUGGCGCGGUGCAGAACUCCCACGCGGAUACCAGGACGUGACCGACCAGGUCGACGUCAGGGGGCUGGACCUGCUGAACGCGGACAGCGACUUCGGUGGGGCAAGGACGUUGUUCGAGAGCAGUAGACCGUCGUCGCUAGACUCGUCGAAGGGGAAGGGGAAGGCAGAGGGUGCAAGCGCGGGUGCCGAUUGGGUAGAAAGCGACACGGAUGAGCAGCUCAUGCUGUUCAUCCCCUUUCAGUCAACACUCAAGAUCCACUCGAUCCACCUUACCUCCCUACCGCCCGCCGUUUCGGAAGAUGGCGACGACGGUGAGAUACCAAUGCGACCGAAAACUGUCCAGCUAUACCUCAACCGCGCGCACAACCUUGGGUUUGAGGAGGCUGAUGACAUCCCGGCGACGCAAGCGAUUACGAUAAAGCCGGAUGACUGGUCUCAGCAGGGCACUGCGAAGCUCGAGUUGCGCUUCGUCAAGUUUCAGAACGUCACCUCGCUGGUGCUGUUCGUGGUUGACGGCGAAGGCAGUGGGGAGAAAGUUCGCUUGGACAGGAUACGGCUCAUUGGCGAGACCGGCGAGAAGCGGGAGAUGGGCAAGCUAGAGAAGGUUGGCAGCGAUGAUUAG
This is a messenger RNA of Coniosporium apollinis CBS 100218, 1014 nucleotides long. RefSeq lists its product as uncharacterized. NCBI's taxonomy places the organism in Eukaryota, Fungi, Ascomycota, Dothideomycetes. The transcript has 3 exons. The record is from RefSeq and is a predicted model, not a curated record. The coding region runs from base 1 to 1014 and encodes 337 amino acids.